GCCGCCGCCGCCGCAGGCUGCCGUUUUCAAUGUCCGUCCAUUCGCACAGUCGACCGUCUCCGUGAACAAUGAGGACAGCAACGCGUUGUCGUGUCGCAGGUCAAAAGACGGCCCGUGUCGGUGUAAAAGUACAAAUGCGUGUUUGUGUGGCAGACAAGGUCCAAAUAAACAAAACGGAAAGCAUUGUGUGCGAUUGGCCGGCGACCAGUUCGACCAGUGAACGAAAACAUCGGCACAGCCGCACCGCAGAGUUGUUCCGAAGACACGAGAUGACGAGUCAUUGGCGACGUCAUGUCCCCGUCCCGUCAAGUAACUUCCUGAUGUACUUCUUGUUUUCUUCACGUCCCGCUUGCACAACCGGACGCCUUCUCGUUGGGUAAAGCCGUCUGAUCCUAUGAGAUGUAAUACUGAAACGCUCGUCUUUAAACAAUAGAAGUGCACGGCGUCAUAGUUUUCAAUAUUUAUACCCCCUAUCCUGUCGAACACGGUAACCGGAAUAUCCCAAACGGCUCGCAGUUUGAUGCAGACGACAAUGAAAAUUGCCGCUCGUUAGAUGGUGCAGGUCAAGCGUCCACCGAGCGUUGGCCCAAAAUGCAAAAUGGGAGUCAAUCGUCAGAGUUAUCCGUUUACGUAAUAACGGCAGCGGGCGGGACAGGUUGCGUCGACACGAAUCGCGUCCUCGCAAAUUGUCUCCGCACAGCAGCCAGAGAGAAUCCGUGUCUUCUACUCGGGUAAGUCGACAAAAAAAAUUUCCCGCUCGCAGAUGUCGGGAAUGUGAACCUUACGGUUCACCGCGUACAAGGGCGCUAUUGCGAAACGCCGACGACGCGAUGAGACUAAGGCGGAGCGGUCGGCCUCCCCGCUGUUAAUUCAACAUAUCCUGUUUCCUCUUCGGUCUAUGAAAGUUUGCAGCUCACAGCGGCAGAAGUCAGACGAAGCGAUGGUGUCCAAUUCCGCCGCCUUCUCGCUGCCCGUCAGCACCUCAGCCAAGGUCGGCAUCGCCAUCCUGACCUUGGCCUUCGCACUGGGCUUCCCGGGGAACCUCUUCGUGGCGUGGUCGGUCGUUUGUCGCGUCCGCAAGCGCUCGGUGACGUGCUUGCUGGUGCUCAACCUGGCCGUGGCCGACGCCUCGGUGCUGCUCACGGCGCCCGUCUUCUUGCGUUUCCUGGCGGGCGGGCGGGGGUGGGAGUUCGGCUCGCCGGCCUGCAAGCUGGUUCACUACCUGUCCAGCGUCAACAUGUACGUGUCCAUCUACCUCAUCUGCCUGAUGAGCAUGGAUCGGUGGCUGGCCGUCACCAGGCCUUUCUUAUCCCAGAGGAUGCGGACGAAGCGAUCCCUGCUGAUUCUCCUACUGGGAGUCUGGAGCACGGCGUUCCUGCUCUCCCUUCCGAUGCCCUUCUACCGCAGCAAUCUGAGGAAAGUACUCCCGAACAACGCCACGCUGAGGUUUUGCGUGCCGUACCACUGGCAAAGCGUAGGUCAUCGGGUCUUCCAGUACACCUUUGAGACAGUCGCGGGCUGCCUGGUGCCCUACUCCCUCAUCAACACCUGCUAUUCGUCCGUCAUCUGCCGCCUGCAGAGCGCCGCGUUCAAGCGGCGGGGCCAAGGCAGCCGACUGAUUCUGAUGAUCAUCUGUACCUUUGCGCUUUUCUGGCUGCCGUAUCACAUCGUCAACACGAUCGAGGUGAUCGGCCUUUUGCAAGGCAGCCGCACGACCGUGGCGGCCGCCCUCGCGGCCCGUCCCAACGUCACCGCCUUCGCCUACUUCAGCAGCGCCGUCAACCCCAUUCUGUACGUCUUCGCCGGCAGCUCCCACAUCCGCCAGGCCGGUCUCGGCUUCAUGGGCAAGCUCUUCGAGGCCACCAACUCCGAGAGCAGGAGCGCAUCCACCUUCAUCCGCGGCGGACGCACCGGCUCCUCGCGGGAAGACUGCUCGGUUCUGCAGACGCUGUCCGUCAAACCGGCAAAGCCGUUCAGAGGGAGGCAGGGAGACGCCGGCGACGCGGAGACGAGAGAGACGGAUGAGCCGGAACCGAAGACUCUGGCAAGUGUCGAGCCCUUAGAAUAGCUCAUGUUACAGAUACUGCGAUGAAUUGUGUUUCCAAUUUUACAAAGUACUCUUCAUUGUCCUUCCUUUGCCGUAUACCUGAGAAUCCUCCCACUUCCAUACUUGACAGGAAUUUAAGAGCACCGACGGUGAAGUUAUCGCUCAGAGAAGUAGUCAUCUGUUCGUGUUUGUUAUUGUCACUGCGGUUGUAGUUUGUAGCGGUGUACUAUUGCACGGCGUCACGCGGAGGACCGUCCCUAACUUAAAUCGCGUGUGUCGACGCACACUUCCUUUCUUUCAUCACACGGCAUUUACAAAACCUCACUUAGUUAGCGUCAAACCAGGGCUCAAUUUCCAUGUUCAGGAGAAUCUAUGCUUGUCCAAACUGAUGUAUUUAAAGCGGGAAAAGUACCAAAUAAAGUAUUUACCGGAAAGCAA
Molecule: messenger RNA, 2485 nt
Organism: Phycodurus eques (leafy seadragon)
Lineage: Eukaryota; Metazoa; Chordata; Actinopteri; Syngnathiformes; Syngnathidae
Product: leukotriene B4 receptor 1-like
Exons: 3
Coding region: 899-2068 (389 amino acids)
Biological process (GO): complement receptor mediated signaling pathway; neuropeptide signaling pathway; positive regulation of cytosolic calcium ion concentration
Cellular component (GO): plasma membrane
Molecular function (GO): leukotriene receptor activity; complement receptor activity; G protein-coupled peptide receptor activity
Source: RefSeq, a predicted model, not a curated record